AUGAAACGAUUCUGCUGUUGGAAUUACCAACGUUGGAUGAGAGCUUUUGUGUAUAGUGCAACUGAUGUCAUUAUUAAGAAGUGGAUUGACCUCGAAGAUGAGAUUGUUGUGGAUAAUUAUUCGAAAAAGCUCAUGAAAAAAUUGAGUACAAAUUCAACAAAUACAGUGGUUGAUGAGUCACAUUUCGUCGAUCAUUUGAAGCAUUUAAUACACACGACUCUCAAUGAUGAUAAUCCGUUUUGGGCUAGUGAAGAGAAUGCACUAAUGAAUAAUGGAUUCAAUGAGUACAUUGGUAGCUGGUAUUACAUGAUGCGAAAAAAGGGAUUGUUCGCAAAAGAAAUACUUCCCAGAUUUUCAUAUUUAGGAUAUCAAUACUGGUGGAAAAACAAAGUGUUCUCUAUUGAAAAAAAGAAGCAGCCAAGAACAGUAAGCAGUAGCGAUAUCUGUGAAGUUGUAAAUGUGGAAACAAUGAAACAUCUGGCUGACCUGCCAUUGAAUAAGCAAUUGGAAUGGUUUCAGAGUAAGGAAUUUCUAUCGAUCGAUUAUUCUAACCACAAGCUACUGCAAGAUUAUUUGACAACAAUGAGAAACUUUGGAUUUUAUAUUCAAUUUUUCAACUGGAAUUGUGGGCAAAUAGAUUUUGUGUUUGUGAAAUCGUAG
This is a messenger RNA of Naegleria fowleri, 660 nucleotides long. RefSeq lists its product as uncharacterized. The coding region runs from base 1 to 660 and encodes 219 amino acids. The transcript has a single exon. Lineage: Eukaryota; Heterolobosea; Eutetramitea; Acrasida; Naegleriidae. The record is from RefSeq and is a predicted model, not a curated record.